Raphanus sativus (radish) is the source of this 3058-nucleotide messenger RNA. RefSeq names its product receptor-like protein 47. Gene Ontology annotation, molecular function: protein binding. The coding region runs from base 552 to 3047 and encodes 831 amino acids. The record is from RefSeq and is a predicted model, not a curated record. The transcript has a single exon. NCBI's taxonomy places the organism in Eukaryota, Viridiplantae, Streptophyta, Magnoliopsida, Brassicales, Brassicaceae.
AUCUAAAGUAAACCAGAAUAUCCAAGAUUUUAAAUCCGAAUGAUCGUAACUAUUCUAUAUUUUAUUCAAAAUACUCAAUAUUUAAUCUGAGUCAUUUGAAUUAUUUAGAAUAACCGAACCAAAAUCGGAACCAAAACCAAAUGAGAAUCAAAAAUUUCCAGGUAUUUUUCAGUUCUAGUUUUACUAUCUGAACAGAACUCGAAACAACCUUAACUGAAUCCAAACUGUUAUCCGAAAUGCCUGAAAUAUUUGAAUCGAACUGAUACCCAAAAUGUCCAGGCCUGAGCUUAACCAUAAAGCCCCUGCUUUCUGGAUUGUUAACCAUCUAUACCAGGAAAUUAUUAGGACAAUGUAGUCUAACCUUUCGUCCUCAACUUUAUUGUUUAAUAUAUAAAUCUGGAUUGUAGGACUUUGUGGACCAUCCACCAAUUAUUCGUCAAAGGAGACUUGUUGAAGAGUCAAGCUUUCCAUUUUCUCCCAUAAAUGUAAUAAGAUAACUCAUAAGCAUCACUUUUUCACAGGAAAAGAAAAAAACAAACAGAAAAAUUAUAAUGCAUUCGUGCAUUGAGAGGAAGAUGAUAAUAUGGAGCUUAUGUUUCCUGUUCUCCCUUUCUGAUUUAAUACUUGUUUUAGCUUCUUCUGCUAAGCAUUUGUGUCCUCCAGACCAAAGAGAUGCUCUUUGGGAGUUCAAGAGUGAAUUCUCUGUCCAAGAGUUAGAUUCCUCUUGGUGGGAGUCUGAUUUGAAGACAGAGAGGUGGAGGAACAACACUGAUUGCUGUUCUUGGGAUGGUAUCUCUUGUGAUUCUAAGACCGGUAAGGUGGUAGAGUUAGACCUGUGGGGGAGUUCUCUAAACGGCCCUUUGAGAUCUAAUAGCAGCCUUUUUAGACUACAACACCUUCAGAGUCUUAACCUUAGCACCAACAACCUUCCUGGCAUCCUACCAGAUUCCAUCGGUAACCUCAAAUAUUUAAGGGUUUUGAAGCUUCGCUACUGCAACUUCUUUGGAAAACUUCCUUCUUCACUCGGAAACCUUUCUUACCUCACUGAUCUUGAUCUUUCUGUUAAUCAAUUCUCCGGAGAGCUACCAGAUUCAAUGGGCAGCCUAAACCGACUAUCAGAGUUGCAACUUAGAUAUAACAAUCUUGAUGGGAACUUCCCUGCUGUUCUACUCAAUCUGAGCGAGCUCACUGACAUCAGACUCAGUUACAACAAGUUCAAAGGUAUUCUCCCAUCUAACAUGAGUAGCCUCACUAAACUGGAGUCUUUAGAAAUAAAUGGAAAUUUAUUUCAUGGAUCUUUACCGUCACCUCUGUUUAUGAUCCCUUCCUUGAUUCGACUUAACUUGGAAGGAAACAGCUUCAGUGGUCCCAUUGAGAUUAAGAAUAUCUCUUCACCUUCUAAACUCGAAGUUUUAUCUCUUGGACAAAACAAUUUCGAUGCGCCAAUCCAAGGAUCUAUGUCAAAACUUGCCGGGCUCAGAACUCUUGAACUCAACUAUAUGAAUACAAGAAUCACGCUUGACUUGAGUUUUCUCUCACAUCUCAAGUCGCUUGACUAUCUAGACCUCUCAGGGAAUGAUUUGAAGUUCAGCUCAACUCUCCGUCUUCCCUCCCUAGGUUGGUUGUUUUUAUCAUCCUGUAAUAUCGUUGAGUUUCCCAAGUUUCUACAAACCCAAACCAGUAUGCUAUUAAUAGACAUUUCUGUCAAUAAAAUUAAAGACCAAGUACCAGAGUGGUUUUGGGGACUGCAAAUACCGCAUGUUAACAUCUCUCAGAACUACUUAAGCGGUUUUGAUGGAUCUGCCGAUGUUAUUCAAAGAACCGGGGACGUAGUUACGCUUGAUAUAAGCUCGAACGCUUUCCGAGAUCCAUUUCCUCUGUUACCCAACUCUACAGAUUACUUAUUUGCCUCUGAUAAUCUAUUCUCGGGAGAGAUUCCAAGGGCGAUAUGUGACUUGGUUUCUCUUGAUAGACUUGUUUUGUCCAACAACAACUUUAGCGGCUCAAUCCCUCCGUGUUUGAGUACUUAUCUUUCGGUCUUGCAUCUCCGGAACAACAGCAUCUCUGGUGUUAUUCCAGGAGGAUUUAUGAGUUACAUGUUGAUAUCACUUGAUGUUGGUUACAACCGGUUAUCAGGAGAACUACCCAAGUCUCUGGUUAACUGCACUCGUCUCCAGUUUCUGAACGUGGAAGAAAACAGAAUCAGAGACACCUUCCCAGUCUGGUUGAGAUCCUUGCCUAUUCUAGAGAUUCUCGUCCUUCGUUCCAACGAGUUCCACGGACCGAUAUCUUAUCCCGGAAGCUCUCUCCCGAAGCUGCGAAUCUUUGACAUUUCGAGAAAUAACUUCACUGGGAUCUUGCCAUCAGAUUACUUCGCUGGUUGGAGCGCAAUGUCGUUACCGGUUGUAUACUUCGAAGGUGAUUCUCAGUAUAGGUUUUCAGGAGUUGGCAAACCGUACUACCGUGCGUCUGUGUCUCUGAGAAACAAGGGAUCGAAUAUGGAGCUGGUUGGGAGUGGUUUCACAAUUUACAAAACCAUCGAUAUCUCUGGAAACAGAUUCCAAGGAGGCAUUCCCGAGUCCAUCGGUUUAUUGAAUGAACUGAUUGUGCUCAACAUGUCAAACAACGCUUUCACAGGCCGUAUUCCACCAUCUUUGUCAAACAUAACCAGUCUUCAGUCAUUGGAUCUAUCUCGAAACAAAUUGUCAGGUGAAAUCCCUCCGGAGCUCGGGAAACUCACUUUUCUGGCGUGGAUGAAUUUCUCAUACAACAGGCUUGAAGGUUUAAUACCACAAGGCACUCAGAUUCAAAGCCAGAGUAUUUCUUCAUUCGCUGAGAAUCCUGGGCUAUGCGGUGCUCCUCUCCAAAAAACUUGCGGUGGGGGAGAAAAAGCAAGAAAUCAAGAGCAAGAAGAAGAUCAAGUAUUGAGCUGGACUGCAGCUGCAAUAGCCUAUCUACCUGGUGUAUUCUGUGGAUUCAUCCUCGGCCAUAUUCUGACUUCAUAUAGACAUGAAUGGUUCAUGAGAAUCUUUCACUCUUUUGCUUAAUCUUUCAAAAA